AUGAAGGUUGCCUGCAGUUCUGCCAUCGUCGGACUCCUGCUCGGAGCGGCUGUUCCAGCUGUGUACGCCGGACCUCAUGGCGGUCACAAACCCCAGAAGAAAGGAGGCUACACAACCACUACAACGCUCCCUCCCAAUCCGAUGGACGUCCGAACGGAGUGCUUCCAGGUGCCGUACAGUGUCGAAAAGACAUGCUACAAGGACGAGCAGGUUUCCCGGCCCUACUCCUGUCCGUCUUCAUACUCUGAAGAAGUGUGCAGCACCCAAUGGAUGGAAUCUAACGACUUGUGCACUAAACUGGUGAAGAAGGAGGUUCAGUACCAGUGCCCGAAGGCAACGAAGCAAACCCUUUGCUCCCAAAUCCCGGUGACCCUGAACAAAACAUGCAAGAAGCAGGUCACGAACAAGGUCCCGAGCACUUGCCCGAAGGUUGUGACAAUCCCUGAGUGUGAAAUCCAGUCGAGGCCCUCUCAGGACGUGUGUUACGAGUCGGAGGCGUACAGUCAGGAGUAUGACUGCUGGGGCUCCGAGCUUCAUCGCGAAUGCGAGGUGGACAUGCGCGUCGUGGACUCUCAAUGCAACCGCGUUGUCGACUCGCCUGUGCUGUACGAGUACGAGGAUACCAUUGUUGAGAGGGUCUGCUCCACGAAACUCCACACGAAGGAGGGACAGUGCAAGAAGACAAUUCUGACAGAGGAGCAGUAUCCGUGCCCGGAGACGAAAUGGGAAAAGAAGUGCUUUGAGUCUGCGAAGCUGGUGCAAGAGCCUUGCCAGAAGCGAUCGUCGCCCAGAGACCUAUGA
Molecule: messenger RNA, 801 nt
Organism: Neospora caninum
Lineage: Eukaryota; Apicomplexa; Conoidasida; Eucoccidiorida; Sarcocystidae
Exons: 1
Coding region: 1-801 (266 amino acids)
Source: RefSeq, a predicted model, not a curated record